GACCAGCACAAAACAAUGGUCCUUUAACUAUAUCAUCUUCUAUUAGUUAUUUAAAUGAUUCUUCAUCUUCAGAAACUCAGGAUCUCAAUAAUAAUAACAUUACUUAUCCAAAUAUUCAUACUUAUGGAACUAAUGAAUCAUUCCAAAAUGCAUUCAUUGAUCAAUCAUUUUUGCUUCCACCCUCCUCUUUUGUUCACGAAGGAUUAAUACAAAAUGAUGAACUUGACCUGUCUCGAAAUGCCACAUUAUCCUUUAUUAAUCAUUUAAUCGAUUCAUCCUCUUUCGAAAUUACAGAUAAUAAUAAUAAUACACCUCUUAGCGUCCACCCUUAUGAAACCACUGAAAUCUUCCAAAAUACGUUCAUUGAUUAA
Molecule: messenger RNA, 371 nt
Organism: Dentiscutata heterogama
Lineage: Eukaryota; Fungi; Glomeromycota; Glomeromycetes; Diversisporales; Gigasporaceae
Source: the annotation of a GenBank genome assembly